Messenger RNA from Lingula anatina, 1802 nucleotides. Its product is annotated as nuclear inhibitor of protein phosphatase 1. NCBI's taxonomy places the organism in Eukaryota, Metazoa, Brachiopoda, Lingulata, Lingulida, Lingulidae. The record is from RefSeq and is a predicted model, not a curated record. Gene Ontology annotation, molecular function: protein binding.
CCUGACCUAAUUUUAUAGACAUGCUCAUCACUGAUAAAUGGCGACUGUAAAUGCUAAUAAUUUUGAGGUGCCCACUUGGGCUGGGAAACCCCCUCCUGGACUUCAUUUAGAUGUCCUCAAAGAGGGCAAAAUGAUUCAGAAAUUAAUGAUUGACGAGAAAAAGUGUUAUUUCUUUGGCCGCAAUAAACAGCUGUGUGAUUUCUGCAUCGACCAUGCCUCCUGCUCUCGUGUUCAUGCAGCUUUAGUGUGGCACAAACACUUAGGACGACCCUUUAUCAUAGACCUGGGGAGCACACAUGGUACUUUCAUAGGUCACAUUAGGCUUGACCUGAAGAAACCUCAGCAAGUCCCAAUAGACAGUGAACUCCACUUUGGUGCCUCCUCGCGGGUCUAUAUUAUCAGAGAGCGUCCUCAGAUGCCGUCUACUUACUCAGAUGAUAAAGACAAAACAGGAGAAGAGAUUGGUGAAGGAGGACUGCUGGGGUUGCCAGAGUCUGAGACUGAGCUAGAGAAUCUAACAGAAUUCAACACAGCACAUAAUAGAAGGAUAGCUGCCAUAGGAGAUAUAGCGGAUGUCCCGAUGGUGAACAGGAAGAGGCGGCGGAAAUCUGUGGGGUUUAGAGAAGAGGACGAAGUCAUUAAUCCAGAGGACAUUGAUCCCACAGUGGGUAGAUUUAGGAACAUGAUCAGCACUAUGGUAAUCCCAUCAAAGAAACCAAAGCUAGAUGCAGCAGGCAGUGGGAGUUCCAUGUUUCCUCAAGUUCGCCAAGGUCAAGGUCAUUUUGGAUCACAUUUAUACUCAGAUCUUCCGUCAGCCACAGACGAGACUGGACUGGUGAGCAGUACAUAUAGCAUUGCCACCAAGCUGGGUCUUCCUGUGCCAAACCUGGCACCUGACUUAGAGGAAGUGUCCAGCUCCAUGCUGCAGAUAGCACCUGCUCCGGCUGUGGUCAGUAUGGACAUUGAACAGAAAGAACCCAAGAAGAAAAAAUAUGCCAAGGAAGCUUGGCCUGGGAAGAGACCUACUCCUGCCUUACUGGUGUAAUAUCAUCUUGGUAUUACAUGUGGAUUUAUGUCAACAAGCCUAUGUCAUAUUUUCCUGUGUUUUUAGAAGCAUUCAUUAAUGCAGUUGUGCAUGAGGUUUAAUGUCAUUUGUCUUUGUCAAAAAAAUUAGAUCAUUUCAUCAUUCCAUUGUCAAGUUAAUAAUAUAGAGACUCUGAACAAUAUCAAGCAAUUGAACUUGAUUAAUGUUAGUUUGCCAGAAAAGUGGGCUGCUUGUGGUUUCUGCAUUAGAAAUCCAGCCCAAGGGCCCUUUGAAAGAGACACUGGGGGCAAGACAUGCGUGUUCAUCUACACAAGGAUAGGUUAAGGGUAGAAUAUCAAGGUUGAAUACCAUUUUGUGUUCAACUAUGACUUUCACAGUGGUGAUCUAUAAGAAAAUUAGGAAGUACAUCAUUUCUGUGUGCAUUUCAUUGUUACUUGAUGGUUUUUGACCUUUUAUAAUGGUCCAGGUACACUGCAUACAUCUGGUAGUGUGGAAAAUAGAUGGACUUGGGUAAAGGCCUAGUAUAUGUCAGGUAGUAUGGGGUUGCCCACCUGUACUAGUCAGGUGAGAGAAGUGAUGUCAGGUGAGCAAGAAAACUUUUUACUGAACUCAGAAGCCAGCCAGGGCCGUGCAUUUCACAAGGGGAAUUUCAGGAACGGAAGACUUGUGCUCUUUAUGAUGUGGGAAUCUGUUUGUUUGCCUGAACUUUGAUGUAUUCAUGAAAUGCAAAUGAUCAUUUGUAUAUAUAUAUAUAUAU